Molecule: messenger RNA, 924 nt
Organism: Pteropus alecto (black flying fox)
Lineage: Eukaryota; Metazoa; Chordata; Mammalia; Chiroptera; Pteropodidae
Product: olfactory receptor 52K1
Exons: 2
Coding region: 1-924 (307 amino acids)
Biological process (GO): G protein-coupled receptor signaling pathway
Cellular component (GO): membrane
Molecular function (GO): G protein-coupled receptor activity; olfactory receptor activity
Source: RefSeq, a predicted model, not a curated record
AUGUCAGCCUCCAAUAUCACCUCAACCCAUCCAGCAGUGUUCUUGUUGAUAGGAAUUCCAGGUUUGGAACACUUACACUGCCCAGCCUAUACUCUGGCCCUGCUUGGCAACUGCACUCUUCUCUUCAUCAUCCAAGCUGAGGCAGCCCUCCAUGAGCCCAUGUACUUCUUUCUGGCCAUGUUGUCAACCAUUGAUGUAGUCCUUUCUUCUUCAACACUUCCCAAAAUGCUGGCUAUUUUUUGGUUCAGAGAUCAGGAGAUCAACUUCUCUGCCUGUCUGGUCCAGAUGUUCUUUCUUCACUCCUUCUCUAUCAUGGAGUCAGCAGUGCUGCUAGCCAUGGCCUUUGACCGCUAUGUGGCCAUUUGCAAGCCACUGCACUACACCACGGUCCUCACCAGGCCCCUUAUUACCAAGAUUGGCAUGGCUGCUGUGAUUCGGGCUGUGGCAUUAAUGACUCCACUCCCCUUUUUGCUCAGACGCUUCCACUACUGCCGAGGCCCCAUCAUUGCCCACUGCUACUGUGAGCACAUGGCUGUGGUAAGGCUGGCCUGUGGGGACACUCGCUUCAACAAUAUCUAUGGCAUUGCCGUGGCCAUGUUUAUUGUGGUGUUGGACCUGCUCUUUGUUAUCCUGUCUUAUAUCUUCAUCCUUCGGGCAGUUCUACAGCUUGCCUCUCAGGAGGCCCGCUACAAAGCCUUUGGAACAUGUGUGUCUCACAUAGGUGCCAUCUUAGCCUUCUACACACCUGUGGUCGUCUCCUCAGUCAUGCACCGUGUGGCUCGCCGAGCUGCCCCUCAUGUCCACAUACUUCUUGCUAUCUUCUAUCUUCUUUUCCCACCCAUGGUCAAUCCUAUCAUCUAUGGGGUCAAGACCAAGCAGAUUCGUGAUCAUGUGCUCAGUCUAUUCGGGAGAAAGGAUGUGUAA